Messenger RNA from Arctia plantaginis, 486 nucleotides. The record is from the annotation of a GenBank genome assembly. NCBI's taxonomy places the organism in Eukaryota, Metazoa, Arthropoda, Insecta, Lepidoptera, Erebidae.
AUGAAUCCUUCAAGCAAAGCGGCGCCAAUGACAAAAGAUGAGACGAUGCUCCUCGUGCAGCUUGUGGCGGCAAGUGCAUUUAUAAAUAACAAAACAACAAAUGCCACUAACAACAAACUCAAGGACCAGGCUUGGCAAACAUUAGCUGUUGAUUUUAAUUCGUCAGUUUCAAGUUACCAAAGAACUCCAGCGCAGCUACGUUUAAAAUGGGAUAACUUGAAGAAGGCCGCUCGUAAACGCUGCGCAAACAUGAGAAUCAGCCGUAAUAAGACUGGAGGAGGGAAUGACUACUUUCCACCUGACGAAGUCCUGGACAAAGUGGCAUCUUUAUUAGGCAACACAUGCACAGGUUUUUCUGUGGAGUUUGGUGGGGAUGCCACCAAUCCAAAUGUUCCUUUGGUGAUGGCUGAAAUAGAGAAUGUAGAGAUUUCGGCUGAAAAUAAACUUCAUUUCUCAAAUGUGCUCAAGUCUAAACAUGCCAUUUAA